CUACCUUCCGGUCAUAAUGUCCGGACAAAACUCUCCUCACAUGUCCCCGUCAGAUCUGUCGGAGACGACCACCCUCGCCCACGGCCACGACGCCGACGCCGACGCUGCCCACCCCGUCCACUUCCAAGAGCCGGCGCACGACCGCGAGCACAAUGCCGCCCUCUCGCGGCAGCGCACGCCCGCGCCCAAUCCUCACCGCGCCCUCUCCCUCUCCCUCCACAAGUCGCUCUCGCACACGGGCGAGAACCUCACCCGUUCCUUCUCCCGUUCCUCGCAGCGUUCGACCUUCUCCCAUGACCUCACUCGACCCGAUAUGUCCUUCCCCGCCGCCACGACCAACGUCGAGGUCGGCGGUAUGACCGACGAGUACCGUAUGUCCACCGCCCAGGGUUACAUCCCCGGUAAGGAGGCGCUUCACCCUGUGCCCUCCCGGCUAUACCGUACUCCGACCGUCCUCGCGGACGCGGAGAAGGCGAUGAAGCUCAAGGACAUGAAGUUCGUCACAUGGAAGGAGGACGAUCCCGAAGAUCCGCGUAACUUCAGCGAUGCGUACCGGUGGUACAUCACCGCCGUCGCUGCCAUGUCCGUCGUCUCGGUCGCGUUCGCCUCCGCAGUCGUCACUGGCGACUUCCACGAUAUCGAAGAAGAAUUUCACGUCGGCGAAGUCGUCGUCGCGCUCUCGGUAACCCUCAUGGUCGUCGGAUUCGGCAUUGGCCCCUUGGCGUGGUCUCCGCUUUCCGAGCUCUACGGCAGACGACCGCUAUGGAUCAUCCCGACGAUCAUCUACGUUAUCUUCAACAUCCCCUGCGCCCUCGCCAAAAACAUCCAGACCCUCCUCAUCUGCCGAUUCUUCUGCGGCAUCUUCGCUUCGGCCCCCCUCACCCUCGCCGGCGGCACGAUCUCCGACGUCUGGGACAACAACGAGCGCGGCUUCGCAAUCGCCCUCUUCGCCGCCGCCCCGUACGGCGGACCGGUGCUCGGCCCCAUCGUCGGUGGUUUCGUCGGCGAAACCGUCGGCUGGCGCUGGAUACUCUGGGUCAACAUGAUCUUCGCCGGCGUCGUCGCGUGUUUCAUCAUGACUAUCCCCGAAACGUUCGCGCCCGUGCUCCUCCGCAAGCGUGCCGCGCGCCUGCGCGAAGAAACCGGCGACACCAGCUACACGACCGAGCAAGAGAUGUUCCAAGCCUCCUUCGGCCAGAUCUUGACCGAGACCCUCAUCCGGCCCUUCCAGAUGACGGUCACCGAGCCGAUCUUGCUCCUCAUGUCGCUCUUCAUCGCGCUCAUCUACGGCCUGCUAUACGCCUUCUUCUUCUCCUUCCCCGUCGUCUUCGGCGAGGACUACGCCUGGGACGACGGCCACGUCGGCCUCACCUUCUGCUCCGUCCUCAUCGGCCUCGCCAUCGCCCUCCUCGUCACGCCCCAGCUCGAGAAGAACUACGCGAAGCGCGCCGCGGCCAAGGGCGGGCGCGCCGACCCAGAGGACAGAUUAAUCGGCAUGAUGAUCGGCGGCCCGUUCGUGCCCAUCUCGCUCUUCAUCUUCGGCUGGACGAGUCCGCCGUACGUGCAGCCCGGCGGUGGCAACUGGGUCGGUCCCGUCAGUUCCGGUAUCCCCUUCGGCUUUGGCAUGGUCAUCAUCUACUUCUCCGCCAACGCCUACCUAAUCGACGCCUUCCCGGGUUACGUCGCCAGCGCGCUCGCCGCCAAGACCGUCAUCCGUUCCGGUGCUGGCGCGGCCAUGCCGCUCUUCAUCACCCAGAUGUACCACGGCCUCGGCAAUGGCUGGGCAGCCUCUCUUCUCGCCUUCGUCUCCCUCGCCAUGAUCCCCAUCCCUUUCCUGUUCUACCGGUUCGGCAAGUCCAUCCGGGCGCGCUCGAAGCGUGCAACCGCGUAAAAGCUUCCUCCGCCGUCUCGUCCUGUAGAGCACCAUAGACCGAUUUCGGGCAUCAUCCACCAUCCACCAUCAACGACACAUAUUUCGUUCCUUCAUCGGACUGGUUUUGCCGUUUUCAGUAGUUAGACAUCAUCGAUCAUCGCGCCCUUUACGGCCACCUUAGACCGUUACCACACAUUCUAGGAUAAUCCGCAAUGAUUCAAAUAAUGUUAUUUUUACC
This is a messenger RNA of Punctularia strigosozonata HHB-11173 SS5, 2111 nucleotides long. RefSeq names its product MFS general substrate transporter. The coding region runs from base 17 to 1891 and encodes 624 amino acids. The record is from RefSeq and is a predicted model, not a curated record. The transcript is spliced from 4 exons. Gene Ontology annotation, cellular component: fungal-type vacuole membrane. Gene Ontology annotation, molecular function: spermine transmembrane transporter activity. Lineage: Eukaryota; Fungi; Basidiomycota; Agaricomycetes; Corticiales; Punctulariaceae. Gene Ontology annotation, biological process: transmembrane transport; spermine transport.